Molecule: messenger RNA, 3156 nt
Organism: Lacerta agilis (Sand lizard)
Lineage: Eukaryota; Metazoa; Chordata; Lepidosauria; Squamata; Lacertidae
Gene: NOP9
Product: NOP9 nucleolar protein
Exons: 6
Coding region: 189-3152 (987 amino acids)
Biological process (GO): endonucleolytic cleavage in 5'-ETS of tricistronic rRNA transcript (SSU-rRNA, 5.8S rRNA, LSU-rRNA); ribosomal small subunit export from nucleus; endonucleolytic cleavage to generate mature 5'-end of SSU-rRNA from (SSU-rRNA, 5.8S rRNA, LSU-rRNA)
Cellular component (GO): 90S preribosome; nucleolus; preribosome, small subunit precursor
Molecular function (GO): RNA binding; protein dimerization activity; DNA binding
Source: RefSeq, a predicted model, not a curated record
CUGGGAGGCAGCUGGCAGGCGCCAUGCGUCGUUUUUUGCCAGGCUCUGGUGGCCUCCGAGGAAGGAGGGUCGGCGGCGGGUGCUUGUUCCCCGCCGAGCCGCUUCCCACCUUUGCUGCUUAAAAACCCGGUUGCAGCAACAGGAGAAGACAGAUUUGUGUGUUGAGACGCCCCUGCCCACCUGCAGCUAUGGGGGUGCCCCCCCAACCACAAAAAGGAGCCCAGAAGAAGGAAGAGAGGAAACGAACCUUGCCUGCCUCCUCAACCCAGGAGGGACGGCCCAAGGAAAACAAGAGAGAGCCUGCCUCCUCAACCCAGGAGGGGCAGCCCAAAGAAAACAAGAGAGAGCCUGCCUCCACAACCCAUGUUGGGGGGCCCAUGGAAAACAAGAGAGAGCCUGCCUCCACAACCCAGGAGGGGGGCCCCAAGGAAAGCAAGAGGGAACCGCUGCCCAAACUGGAGCCUGCGGCAGCUGAGUAUUUCCGUCGGGCUCACGAGACGUUGAAAUCCGGGUUUGACUCUGAUGAGGAGAAAGCCCUCUUUGUCAGCAACGUCCUGGUGGAGGCGGAAUCCGUGGCCCUCCCUCUCGCCCUGGACACAGCCGGCUCUCUGCUCCUCCAGGCCCUCCUUCCUUCCGCCUCUGCGCCCAGCCUGAGCCGCCUGCUGCGGGCCUUCCUCCCUGCUCUGCGCCUGGCCGCCUGCCACCCCUGUGGGGCUCACAUCCUAGAGGCCGCCCUGCUCAGAGCCCCGGUCCUGAUGGCAGAGGGGGCAGAGGAUGCUGAGGUGCUGGAGGACCAGAUCCUGGAGCUGGCGAGGGCCGUGCAGGAAGAGCUGCCAACCUUUGCCCUGGACACCCACGCCAGCUUCGUGGUGCGGACGCUGCUGCAGGUUCUCGGAGGGGUCCGGGUCAGGUCGGACGGGGGACGGGGGCUCCCGGGGUCAGGGUCUUCUUUCUCCAGGGCCAAAAAGGCUAAACUGGAGAGCGAUGGGCCUUCGGAAUUUGAGGUCCCAGACACCUUCCAUUCCCUCCUGGGCGAAUUCAAAGGGAGCUUUCAGGAGCACAUUCCAAGUUUCAUCACCAACAAGUAUUUCAGCCUCUGCCUCCAGGUGGCGCUGGAGGUCCUGCACAGGAAGCUGCCAGAGGACUGCUCAGAGCUGUGCCACUCGAUGAUUGGCUACUUGAGCUCCCGCAAUGUGUCUCCUGGGCAGAGAUUAAUUGCGUUCACUAUGACUCAUCGCCGUACUUUGGAACGCCCCGAAUACCACCAUCUGGUAGGCAAGCCCAAAACCAAAAGUCCCGUUUGGAUGCAUUUUGGCUUGCCUGCUGACGAAAAUGACCGCCUGGUGGUUCAUAAUAUCGCCAUUUGUAAAAUAUGUUUGCACUCCGUAUCGGUGAAAGGCGGAAACACCACCAAUCUCACCAGCCACCUCAAGCUUCACCACCCCCAGAAGUUUAAGGAGCUGCCUUCUUCAUCGGCCGGCGUUUCCGUUUAUUCAUGUAACAAUGACGACGACCCUCCGGCCGCCGCCACCGCGGUCAGUGCCGCCGAGCCUGCCAAAACCGUUGCGGAAAUUCCUAGGAAACGGCAAAAAACGCUGUUGGAUUUUCAGCCGCUGGGUUUUGAGGCCCCCAGAUCCUGUAGCCAGGCCAUCACAGAGUACCUGGCUACGUGCAUGCAGUCUUACAACAUAGUAGACCACCCUAAAUUUAUCCAAAUGGUCAACACCCUGAACCCAAGAUACCAGUUGCCCAGUAGAAAAUACUUUGCGACCAAAGGCGUUCCGACGCUCUACAACGACACGGUGGAGAAAAUGAGGAGAGAAAUAGGUCGGGUGAAGGAGAGCGAGCUGGUGAUCACUACCGAUUGCUGGACAUCGGUAGGAGGCACCCCGUUUUUGGCCGUGACGGUACAUUUCAUUUCCGACGAGUGGCAGCUGGUCAACGCUUUCUUGGGCUGCAAGCACUUUCUGAAGGACCACACCUCCGACAACCUCUGCGAGAUGCUCGCCGACACGUUGUCCGAGUGGGACAUAGACGUGAAGAACAUAUUUUGCAGCACGACGGACGAUAACGGCGCCAUUCUUAAAGCGGUCCGGCAGCUGGGCUUAGAGUACAUCUCUUGCUUCGCCCAGAACAUCAACAUCGGCGUCGGCCGAGCUUUGAACCUGACGCCGCUGAGGAGGGCCAUCGUGAGGCUGAAAAGCCUGCAGAACACCAUUUGCCACAGCUGGAAGAUGAGGAGAGACCUCGGCAAAGCCCAGGAGCUGCUUCAGAUGGAGAAAGUCAGCUUGCCGAGCGCUUGCCCCACAAAAUGGUGGAGCGUCCUUAAGCUCUGCCGGAGGUUUCUCGAAAACCAGCUUCCGGUUUGCAAGAUGCUGAUGGAUUACCCGUCUAAAAAGCACUUGAUGUUGGAAGGGUGCGACGUCUCGGCCGUGCAGGACUUUGUCUCCGCAGCUACCCUGCUAGAGGACAUCACCACGACUCUCAGCGGGAGCAGCGUUGUUGUCACGGCUUCCUCUGUUCUGCCUCUCUAUAGGCAGAUUAAGAAGCGCCUCCAGCCCGAGGAGGGAGACAGCACGCUCUUGCAGGACAUCAAACAUGAAAUUUUGGGUGCGCUGUCGGAAAAGUACGAAAACGGGCCUAUGGUAACCACUUUGGGCCUGGCCUCGUUGUGCGACCCAAGGUUUCGCCUGCGUUUCUUGGAGGCCCCCGAGGCUGUCAGGCAGGAGGCCAUACAAAAGAUGGCCGACUUGCACGCCGGCAGCCUGUCUGCGGAGCCAGACGCUCCGCCUGACGCACCAAAAAAGGAAGGGUUGGCGAAAAUUUUCGAUUUGGAGGAAGAAGAGGACCUUUCGGGGGAUGGGUUUGAACCCCUGUCUGUCUUGAAAGCAGAAAAAGAGCUGAAAGGCUACAUGGCCAUGCCCAGAGUGAACUUUGACGAUUCCCCACUGAUGUGGUGGAAGACGAACGAGGCCUUCUUCCCGAUGUUGAAGGUGCUCGCAAAGAGGUUUUUGGCCAUCCCGGGGACGAGUGUGUCUUCCGAAAGCGUGUUCAGCACGGCUGGCAACGUUCUCCAGAAACAAAAGGCCUCUCUCUUGCCGGAGAACGCCGAAAUGCAAAUCUUCCUGGCAAAAAAUAUAAAUUUCGUUUGACGAG